AUGCACCCCAUUCACAUCAUUGCCCUCAUCGCCACGGGUCUCAGCGCCCGCGCGGCGCCCGUCGUCGAGCCUUGCGAGGCCCUCACAUACGAUAAAGUUGUGGGCUUCGAAGAGGCGGGCUCGAGCCUCGCUAAGGGUCAGGACCAAUACGCACCGAUAGGUCGUGGUUGCGACGAAAGUACCGGGCAGGUUUAUGCUCGGGGCGCGACUCAUGGCGACCACUACGCAAUUAUGUACUCCUGGACUCUCCAGCGAUCUGGAUGGGCCAUCGCCACGAUUGGGAGAACGCCAUGGCCCAUAGUGUGGAUCGACAACGCUUUCGCCGCCGAGCCGAAGAUGGUCGGCCUGUCCACCUCUGCGCAUGGCAAAAUCGCCACCAUAACGAGCGACUUCCUAGUUGACGGCACCCGGCCGAGGAUUAGAUACUACAACACGUUCCCCUUAAACCAUCAGCUUGGCACUGCGGACGAGGAUGACAAGGUCGGCAAGGAGCAGCCUCUCAUUGAGUGGGGGAACUUGACCGACGCUUCGAGGACCACCCUGCAGGACACCGAUUUUGGCGAUGCUACUGUGCCGUUCAAGGAUAGUACCUUUGAAGGUCAUUUGGCUCAGGUUACCCUUUAG
Anthostomella pinea is the source of this 624-nucleotide messenger RNA. Lineage: Eukaryota; Fungi; Ascomycota; Sordariomycetes; Xylariales; Xylariaceae. The record is from the annotation of a GenBank genome assembly.